This is a messenger RNA of Suhomyces tanzawaensis NRRL Y-17324, 1203 nucleotides long. Its product is annotated as cyclin-dependent serine/threonine protein kinase. Gene Ontology annotation, molecular function: cyclin-dependent protein serine/threonine kinase activity; ATP binding; cyclin binding. The annotation marks the transcript as partial. The record is from RefSeq and is a predicted model, not a curated record. Lineage: Eukaryota; Fungi; Ascomycota; Pichiomycetes; Serinales; Debaryomycetaceae. Gene Ontology annotation, cellular component: nucleus; cyclin/CDK positive transcription elongation factor complex. Gene Ontology annotation, biological process: transcription elongation by RNA polymerase II; protein phosphorylation; positive regulation of transcription elongation by RNA polymerase II. The transcript has a single exon.
AGGGGAGGAAGUACAAGUGGCAGAGGUGCACCAGCGCCAAGGGGCGGCUCCUAUUCCACCAGGGGCGGACCAAACAAAGGCAAAGCAAACUACAAGAGUAGCAUACGUACUGAAAGAAGUGACGUUGAUGCUAAGGCUGUGCCUGCUAAGUUGGCCAAAUCACAAAUCUACUCGGUGAAGAUCGUGAAACCCUCAGAAGUGUAUAAGAGAGUUCAACAAGUAGGAGAAGGAACUUAUGGUAAGGUGUACAAGGCCAUCAAUAUUAUCACCGAUGAAAAUGUUGCAUUAAAGAAACUCAGAUUAGAAACAGAGAAAGAGGGAUUCCCUAUCACUGCAAUCAGAGAGAUCAAGUUAUUACAGUCAUUCGAUCAUAAGAAUAUAGUGGGAUUACUAGAAAUGAUGGUUGAGCAUAAUCAAAUCUAUAUGAUUUUCGAUUACAUGGAUCAUGACUUAACUGGAUUGUUGACCCAUCCCGAAUUAAAAUUGGAAGAAUGUCAUAGAAAGUUCAUCUUCCAACAGCUUAUGGAGGGGCUUAAUUAUUUGCAUAAAAAGAGAGUGAUUCAUAGAGAUAUAAAGGGAUCCAAUAUCUUGCUCGAUAGCACCGGAAUAUUAAAGAUUGCUGAUUUUGGAUUGGCAAGAACCAUGAAGAUUGUCAAGGAUACAGAAAGCCCUGAUUAUACCAACAGGGUGAUUACCAUCUGGUACAGACCCCCCGAGUUACUUUUGGGAGCAACCGAUUAUGGAAGAGAAGUGGAUGUCUGGGGAGUAGGGUGUCUCUUAAUCGAGUUGUACUCAAAGGUAGCUGCAUUCCAGGGCUUUGACGAAGUCGGCCAAUUGAGCCAGAUCUUCAAUAUUAUGGGAACGCCCAGCUACGAAGAAUGGCCAGAGAUAGAGAAUCUCCCAUGGUUUGAAAUGUUGAAGCCCAAGAUCAAUGUGGGCAGCAAGUUUGAAGAGUUGUACUCGUCAGUUUUAUCACCACAGAGUUUUGAUUUGGCAAAGAAGCUCCUUACGUUGAACCCUAAGAAGAGAUUGACUGCAGAACAGGCACUCGAGCAUCCGUACUUCAUCGAGGACCCCAGACCAGCGCCUUUAGAGUUCUUGAAGGACAUCAAGGGCGAGUGGCACGAGUUUGAGACCAAGAAGAGGAGAAGAAAGGAGAGAAAGAGAUUGCAGGACGAAGCGAAGGCCUCGAAGAUAAAGGAG